This is a messenger RNA of Trypanosoma conorhini, 1256 nucleotides long. RefSeq names its product Tvingi protein. The record is from RefSeq and is a predicted model, not a curated record. The transcript has a single exon. NCBI's taxonomy places the organism in Eukaryota, Euglenozoa, Kinetoplastea, Trypanosomatida, Trypanosomatidae. The annotation marks the transcript as partial.
AUAAGUGGACCCGAGAGGAAGCGACAAGACUUCUUAAAAAGGCACAUAAGGCUCCCUUUACGUAUCAAGAUGGCUUCCGCUGCCAUAUAUGCAAUGCAGAAUUUGACUCGCGCUUCCUUCUGGUGGGCCACUUGCAGAGCCAUCAGCCCCAGCUGCCAGUGGAGGCGGCGAAAGACGCCAAACGGCGGAGAGACGAGGUCGACCCAAAGCAGCAUCAACUGCGGUGUCCGGGAUGUCCCAAAAAGUUCAUUCUGAAGGGGUUUCUGCAUCGGCAUAUGACAAGGUGUCACCCGAACAGAACCUUUACGGACGCCACCGUAGUUCGGGAACAAGUCCCUCCCGCUCCGCCCACCGUCUCUCAGAAUCCGCUCCACUGCCCAAAGUGUAAUCGUACAUUUGGGUGCAAAGCGUGGGUGACGCGGCACAAGUGCACGCCGUCUCGUGCAAGUCCAGCAGAGGAAGGAGAGAGCGAGGCAGGAGUAGUCGCAUCGUCAACUGAGCAAUCUCCAUGCCCCAUCUGUGGUAACGAAUAUCCCCGGAUCCGGAUGCAUCGGCAUCUCCAAAUGACCCACCCAGACUAUACUGCGGGGGCCAAUACGGAUCCUGUCAGUAGCAUUAAACGUGAGCCGGAGGAGGAUACAGCAGGAUCCCCUGAGCCUACUGCGCUCCCUGCUGCAUCCCGGAAUCCAUUAUUCUGCACCACGUGCAAACGCACCCUCAAAAGCAAGUCGGGGUUUGCCACUCAUAAGUGUAAAAUUGUCGCAGUAACGUACACACCGUCACAGCCGGGCACCUUCGGCAAAACACACUGUGAGUGUCCUCUCUGUGGCCAGCGAGUAGUGAGUCACUGGUUCAGCCGACACCUGAGAGAGAAACAUCCGGGUCACCAAAGCGAUGUGAUUGCGAUCCCUCUCCAGCGUGCCAAACGUGCCAGAGACUCUGACGAUGAUGAUGAGGGCAAGACUGCACUUGUGCAGAAGCGGAUGGAUGCGUCUAGAGGAUUAGAUUCUACACACGAGGCAGGCUAUACAGAUGAUGCGUGGCUACGAGGGCACCACAAGCAAGGAAAUUCCUCCUUGGUCUGUGCGCGCUGUGGCGUCACGUACAUGCGGCUGGGGUCUCUAGUUCGCCACACUCGACGUCACCAUAAGGACAGCAAAGUAGCGCAGAUACGUCUUGAGGACGGGUCCCUCCUUUUCCAUGAUAUGGGUGACCGGGAGUUUCAAUGCCCACACUGCCCCCUGAAGAGCACAUAA